Apis laboriosa (Himalayan honeybee) is the source of this 572-nucleotide messenger RNA. RefSeq names its product mitochondrial import inner membrane translocase subunit TIM14. Gene Ontology annotation, molecular function: ATPase activator activity. Gene Ontology annotation, biological process: protein import into mitochondrial matrix. The record is from RefSeq and is a predicted model, not a curated record. Gene Ontology annotation, cellular component: PAM complex, Tim23 associated import motor. The transcript is spliced from 3 exons. NCBI's taxonomy places the organism in Eukaryota, Metazoa, Arthropoda, Insecta, Hymenoptera, Apidae. Bases 127 to 477 code for a protein of 116 amino acids.
CACAAUUGAAAUAAACUUCAUUAUAAUCAGUUGAUUGUCUUUUUUUAAUAUUUUUUCAUUGAUUGAAGAAAAUUAUUAACAUUUAAUUUUAAGUCAGUGUUGCAUUGUUUUGACAACUUUAUUGAAAUGGCCAGUACACUUAUUGCAACAGGCUUGGGUCUUGCUGUAGUAGGUUUUACAGGACGUUAUAUAAUUAAAAAAAUGCCACAUUUAUCUCAAAAAAUGGCAGAAGUUUAUAAAAAUGUACCAAAAUUAAAUCCAAAGACUUUAGCAAACAGUAAAUAUUAUAAAGGUGGUUUUGAAUCUAAAAUGACACGACGUGAAGCUAGUUUAAUCUUGGAUGUUUCACCAACUGCAAGUAAAGUGAAAGUAAAACAGCAAUUUAAAAAAAUCAUGGCUGUGAAUCAUCCAGAUCGAGGUGGAUCUCCAUAUAUUGCAGCAAAAAUUAACGAAGCAAAAGAUUUAUUAGAAAAAUAAUAGUUAAAUGUAUGAAUAUAAAUAGUGUACAUGAAAUUUAUUGUAUGUAGUUUUAUAAAUUUAAUUUCAAGUAAAUUUUUAUGUAUAUAUUUAAU